GCGCUCCUGUGCAACCUGAUCGUCCGCAGCGUUCCACACGCUCGCGGCGGAGGUUCCGGGCCUCUCUUCUGCCCCCAGCGCAUGAGCCUGCGCGGUAAGGAUUUUAGUAUAAGCCGUGGUCCUUCGAGAUGAGUUUUCUGCUGCCUAAACUGACCUGUAAGAGGGAAGUGGAUCAGGCAAUAAAAACAGUGGCCGAGAAGGUUUUGGUUCUCCGGUUUGGAAUAGAUAACGAUUCUGUUUGUCUGCAGCUCGACGAUAUUCUUGCAAAAACAGCUCAUGACCUAAGUAAAAUGGCAGUCAUUUACCUGGUGGAUGUCAACAAGGUUCCAGUCUACACCCAGUAUUUUGACAUCAGUUAUAUUCCAUCUACUGUAUUUUUUUUCAAUGGACAACACAUGAAGGUUGAUUAUGGGUCUCCAGAUCACACCAAAUUUGUGGGAAGCUUCAAAACAAAGCAAGACUUUAUAGAUCUGAUUGAAGUGAUUUACCGUGGAGCAAUGCGUGGAAAGCUCAUUGUGAGAAGUCCUAUUGAUCCCAAUAACAUUCCUAAAUAUGAUCUUCUCUACCAAGGAAUUUAAUGGGCUGACCAGAGGUAAAGAAUUGCAGACAUGGCCAAUGUUCUAGAUCGCUAUGUUUCCUUCAAGCACUUUUAGCCGCCUCUGAACACCAUGGGACAGAUUUGAAGGAUCGUAUUGGUCUCUUUCUGAAGACAGACAUUGUCACCUCAUACUUCUCUCCUAAAUAAAGCUACAUGUUCAUGUGUAGAAUUCAAGCAAGGGACUAUUCUUUCAGUUGCAUGCUGACCAGCGCCUACGAUA
Molecule: messenger RNA, 818 nt
Organism: Dryobates pubescens (Downy woodpecker)
Lineage: Eukaryota; Metazoa; Chordata; Aves; Piciformes; Picidae
Gene: TXNL4B
Product: thioredoxin like 4B
Exons: 4
Coding region: 129-578 (149 amino acids)
Biological process (GO): mRNA splicing, via spliceosome
Cellular component (GO): U4/U6 x U5 tri-snRNP complex; U5 snRNP; spliceosomal complex
Source: RefSeq, a predicted model, not a curated record